Callorhinchus milii (elephant shark) is the source of this 2677-nucleotide messenger RNA. It is a transcript of the gene tob1a, whose product is annotated as transducer of ERBB2, 1a. The record is from RefSeq and is a predicted model, not a curated record. The transcript is spliced from 2 exons. Gene Ontology annotation, molecular function: transcription corepressor activity. Gene Ontology annotation, cellular component: nucleus; cytoplasm. Gene Ontology annotation, biological process: regulation of gene expression. Bases 872 to 1831 code for a protein of 319 amino acids. NCBI's taxonomy places the organism in Eukaryota, Metazoa, Chordata, Chondrichthyes, Chimaeriformes, Callorhinchidae.
CUCUUUCUCUUUGCCGUACCUGCUGUGGGUGGGACGGGCUGUGGCCGCUGCCUGUGGUGGGUGCAGCCCGGAUUAAAGGGCGGGCUGGAGCCUGGCCGCCCGCCCGACUGCCAUUUAAAGGGCUGGUGCGGUUGGCCAUCUGCCUGAUAGCCUACUGCUGCUGUUAAUGGCAUUUAAAGGGUCUCUUCCCUACUUAGUGCUUUGGGUGUUGCGGGGUAUGUUGGGGGGAUUGCACUCUGCCCGAUAUUUUCUCUCUGAAUGGGAGUUUUCCUGAAGUUGUAUUUGUAUUUUCCUCUCUCAGUGUCAUUCUUUCUGCCUCUUACUGCUCUCUAACUGGCAGCUUUACUGAGUUGGUUUAAUCAUUUGAUUUGAGCCUCUCUGUCUCGCUCUGGCAUUGGGAGGGUUGUUCAGGUCAUUUGCAUUCUGCUUGGUAUUUGCAGUCCAUGACGUUGAUUCAUUUCAUGCAGUUUACAGUCACGGGUUUGACGUCGAUCUGGGACUUAGGGCAGAAAGAUUGGGCACUUCCAAUUAUAAACCUCCCCCUAAACAAAUGGGACUCUUUAAAUGUGUUGCCCUUGCUGGCUUGGUGUCGCAGUGUACUGUGCUUUCUCUUCAGCGAUGAUAAUUAUUACUCUUUGAGAUUUUUUGUUAUCCCUGUUGGACAAUUGCCUCGAUUGCUCAAUCCUGGUGACAUUGGUGUUUCAUUUAUUCUGAAGGAACAAACCAAGAUUGCUAAUUUGAGGGACACAAUCCACUCUGCCCAGCACUUUGUAAGAAAGUUGAAACUUCUCUCUAAGGCACAUUAAACCCUGCUUUUUGUGGAGUUUAAUAUUGGUUUUGGUUUACAACCCAUUCUGGUGAUUAAGCAGCUAUGCAGCUUGAAAUCCAAGUAGCACUCAACUUUAUUAUUUCAUAUUUGUACAAUAAACUCCCGAGGCGCCGGGUGAACAUCUUUGGGGAGGAGCUGGAGAGGCUGUUGAAGAAGAAAUACGAAGGUCACUGGUACCCAGACAAGCCAUACCGGGGCUCGGGCUACAGGUGUAUACACGUUGGAGAGGCCAUCGACCCUGUGAUUGAGCAAGCUGCCAAAGAGAGCGGCCUGGACAUCAAGGAUGUUCGUGACAACCUGCCUCAGGACCUCAGUGUCUGGAUAGACCCCUUCGAGGUGUCUUAUCAGAUUGGGGAGAAGGGCCCUGUUAAGGUGCUGUAUGUGGACGAUAGCAACGAGCCUGGGACGGAUUUGGACAAGGAAAUCAAAAACAGCUUCAAUCCUGAGGCCCAGGUGUUUAUGCCGAUCUGUGAUCCAGUGGGGAGCUCCUCUGUGUCCAGCUCCCCUUCGCCCCCUUUUGGUCACUCCGCUGCCGUAAGCCCCACUUUCAUGCCUCGAUCCACCCAGCCUUUAACCUUCACCACUGCCACUUUCGCUGCUACGAAGUUCGGCUCAACCAAAAUGAAGAGUAGUGGCCGGAACAGCAAGAUUGCUCGCACCUCCCCCACCAACCUUGGCUUAAACAUGAAUAACCUGUUAAAGCAGAAAGUCAUGUCCACAUCCACUCACUCGCUCUAUGGGCUUGGCGUGAGCAGCCAGCAACAGCAGAAGACUUCAGCCCUCUCUCCCAAUGCCAAGGAGUUUAUUUUCCCGGGCAGUCCUAGUGCAAUGUUUCCAGGGGACAGUCCCCUGAACCUCAGCCCUCUGCAGUACGGCAAUGCCUUUGACAUGUUCACAGCCUAUGGAGGGAUCAAUGAAAAAUCCUUUGUGGAUGGUCUGAAUUUCAGCCUUGGUAACAUGCAGUAUUCAAACCAGCAAUUCCAACCAGUUAUGGCUAAUUAAAAAGGAUAUAUAUAUAUAAAUACAAACCAAGCCCUAAUUGUAAACGUUUUAAUGUACUGAACCCAGGGGCGUUACCUUCCCCCUUGAGAUCUUUUUUGUUUCUAAUUUUUAAAAAACUAUUUGGGGAUAAGCUUGUAGAACUUGAUUGGUGCUUGGUUAUUUAAAGCGACACGCAUCAGUUUUUUUGCCAGCCAAGCACAAAACAUAUUUUAUAUGGACUCAACCUUUUAAAACAAAAGGAAAAGAUCUGCUGAGACACAGUCUGACUUGCCCCUCUUACAGUAUUUACACUUAAACAGGACUAAAUGGGCAAUGGAAAAUUGGCACUAAUAAUAAACAGUGGGUUUCUGGUCUUUUUCUAAUUGCAUAAUUUAAUUUAGUAUGAAGUUUGUAAAAUAUCAGAGUAUAUAUAUAUUGUUUCUACAACAUGGUAUUGCAUUUAUAUCUUUUUACUACUUCAGUGAUCUGUAAUGGCUAUGACAGCUUGCGUUAUUUUUCUUUACAAAGAACCUUGUGUAAAAAAAAAUCGACAUUCAAAAGCAUCAAAACUACUCUUAAAGAUUGUGUACAGAAUAUUCCCCAGUGGUGAUGUUUAAAGUGUAGGAAUUUCUGCUUUUUUUCAUGAGAGUUGUAUUUUCUGUUAUGAGUUUUAAAAAAAGGAAAAUUAAUUUUUUUUGCAUUAUGGACAAAUAUGUAAUCGUAAAUAUUAAUUUUGUACCUACCUUGUGCAAUACUUGAUAAAAACCAGUAAAACAAAGUAUUUUGAGUCUGUCUUACAUGUUGAGAGGGACUCUGAGAUAGUUUAUAUAUUGAUAAACGUUUGUAUUAAAAUGCUUCCAAAAUUAA